AUGUCUGCUACUCCCACCCUGGACCCCACUAGUCGUCCCAGCAUGAGUGUUACGCCGACGACAGUCCCGUCCCAGAGCCCCCCUGAAACCCACCACGGAGCCAACCACCGGGUCCGCGAGCAAGACACAGAGCACUGGCGUGGAUCCAACCAGAGUUCCAACGAGCGCCCCGACAUCCAGCACGGGCAUUUCUCCGACCGAUUUUCCAACGAGCGCUCCAACUCCCAGCACCGGCGUGGAUCCAACCAGGAUUCCAACCAGCACCCCGACUCCUAG
Molecule: messenger RNA, 276 nt
Organism: Aspergillus candidus
Lineage: Eukaryota; Fungi; Ascomycota; Eurotiomycetes; Eurotiales; Aspergillaceae
Exons: 2
Coding region: 1-276 (91 amino acids)
Source: RefSeq, a predicted model, not a curated record